AUGGGCUGGCUUAGAGCCUUGCACCGGCCAAACAACAACCUCCAUUUCGCCAUCUUGGCGCUCAGCAAACGACUUGCUUUCAGCUCAAGUGCCAGAGUGGCUGGGCAAAAGCCACCAAAAGAAUUUCAUGAGAAAUACGACUGGAUCGAGAACGUUGAAAAUCUCGAGAGAUAUGAUAACGGCGGCUUUCAUCCCGUCACGAUUGGAGAUGUUAUCAACAAGCGCUAUCGAGUCGUCGACAAGCUUGGCUACGGCGGCUACUCAACCGUCUGGAUGACGCGUGACAUGCAACAAGAUACCUAUAGAUUUCUCGAUGCUGCGCCUCGAACACCAGCGAAUUCUACCGCUUUAGUCGGGCUUGAUGCCAUUCCGCGCGUACUAGACGCCUUUACCGUGCGCGGUCCAAACGGAGAACAUCCAAGUUAUACGACUGCUAUUGCCGGGACUAACCUAAGGGAUGCUUGUGACUUGUCCAUGUUCAGGCUCGAGGUGGCGAGGGCCUUGGCAGUAAAGCUCGUCUCAGCCAUCGCCUAUAUGCAUAGCAGAGGCUACGCACACGGAGACGAGUUGUCUGUCGAGCAGCUAUACCAGAAAUACGGGCAUCCCGAGACAGUUCCAGUUUCUCGCGUUGAUGGUGGCACAUUGCCGCCGAGUAUUCCCUCCAAAGCCGUGCGCGCAGUAAAUCUCGGGAAAAAAGCAGAGGAAAUCUCUCUAGAUGAGACCGAUUUGUUACUUAUUGACUUUGGUGAAUCUUUUGCGCCCAAGUCAAGCACGCGACCGUGCGAGGACUGUCGAUCGCAUCUGGCAGCCCGACCGCCAGAAUCACACUUUGAGCCACUCUCACCGCUGUCUUUCCCUGCCGACAUUUGGUGCCUUGGUCUUGCCAUUUGGAACCUCUUUGCUAUACGUCCGCUCUUCGCUGCCGCAUUCUCCCCGCCGGCGGCGAUUAUUGCACAGCACGUAGACGCGCUUGGCCCCCUGCCAAGCGACUGGUGGUCGCGGUGGGAAGAGCGGGGUGACUAUUUCGAUGAGAAUGGCAAUUCUAUCCAGGGACAGUACGGCGGACCUACACUGAACAAGGCGUUUGACGACUGGCUUCACAAGAAUCGACUAGAGUUCGAGGUAGGCAGCUUCUCCGAGGAGGAAAAGACGGCCUUUUUACAGCUACUGCGACGCAUGCUUUCCUACGAUCCGCUAAAACGCCCUACUGCCGACGAAGUGCUCAAGUCUGGUUGGAUAGCCAACUGGGCAAUGGACGACUUUGAGAAGAGCUGCCGGAUGUCUCACGACUCUAGCGAUCGACCAGCCAAUAUGCUGAGCGUAGCGGAGUACCAGUCGAAAUAUGAUGAAAUCUCAGAGAUCCGCCUGGCCGCCAAGAAGGAUUUCUCCAUGUCCAACGCCAAGAAGCGAGAGAUUUCCCAGCAGUUCAAGGCCGCCCGCGACGACCUCCGCGCAGCUUCUAAAGCGGCGAUGGCUUCGUCGCGCGCGCCCCCAAAAACCUCAAACGAGGCCUCUGGCCCUAACAGUUGA
Molecule: messenger RNA, 1530 nt
Organism: Beauveria bassiana ARSEF 2860
Lineage: Eukaryota; Fungi; Ascomycota; Sordariomycetes; Hypocreales; Cordycipitaceae
Product: protein kinase domain protein
Exons: 5
Coding region: 1-1530 (509 amino acids)
Biological process (GO): regulation of mRNA processing; spliceosomal complex assembly; protein phosphorylation
Molecular function (GO): protein kinase activity; ATP binding
Source: RefSeq, a predicted model, not a curated record